CACGCCUGACGUGUUGACCGACGAGGUCUCGGACCUCGCUAUUGGCUUGAUGCUGGCACUCCUCAGGAGAAUCUGCGAGAGUGAUCGCUUUCUCAGGAGCGGCCAGUGGAAGCGCGGUGACUACAAGUUGACCACUAAGUAAAGCGAUUUUGAGCAAUGUUAUCUUCAAACAUUAUAUAUGGAAGGGAACGUCCAGCUUGAGGAUUUCGAAUCAGUCUUUUUGUUGCGUUGCAUUGCGACUCUGUGGAAUCCCUAACCUAACCAAUCCCCAAUUUCGCCGGCGAAAUGGAAUCAAUCGGAGUACUCCUGGUGGGUCGCGUGAUGCCGUACCUGGAGCAGGAGCUCGACAAGCGCUUCAAGCUGUUCCGCGUGUGGGAUUACCCGAACCCGGCGCAGCUGCCGAGUCAACAUGUCGCCGCCAUCCGCGCGGUGGUCGGAAGCUCGAGCGCCGGCGCGGACGCGGCGCUGAUCGAGGCGCUGCCGAAGCUGGAGAUAGUGUCGAGCUUCAGCGUGGGAGUGGAUAAGAUUGACCAGGAAAAGUGCAGAGAGAAGGGGAUUCGCGUGACGAACACGCCUGACGUGUUGACCGACGAGGUCGCGGACCUCACUAUUGGCUUGAUACUGGCGCUCCUCAGGAGGAUCUGCGAGUGCGAUCGCUAUGUCAGGAGCGGCCAGUGGAAGCACGGUAACUACAAGUUGACCACUAAGUUCUCUGGGAAAACUGUCGGCAUUAUCGGGUUAGGGAGGAUAGGGCAGGCAAUUGCGAAGAGAGCUGAAGGAUUUCAGUGUCCAAUAAGCUACUACUCAAGAACUGAAAAACAAGACUCGAAAUACAAGUACUAUCCAAGUGUUGUAGAAUUAGCAUCCAAUUGCGACAUACUGGUAGUAGCUUGCGCACUGACUGAGGAAACCCACCACAUAAUCAACAGAGAGGUGAUCAAUGCCCUGGGUCCCAAGGGUUAUCUUAUUAACAUUGGAAGAGGUAAGCAUGUUGAUGAGCCAGAGUUAGUGUCAGCACUUGUAGAAGGUCGUUUGGGUGGUGCUGGGCUAGAUGUGUUUGAAAAUGAGCCUGCUGUUCCAGAAGAGCUAUUUGGGCUUGAAAAUGUUGUCUUGCUUCCCCACGUUGGAAGUGCCACUGUAGAAACUCGAACAGCCAUGGCUGACCUUGUCCUUGGAAACCUGGAAGCUCAUUUUCUUGGAAAGCCUCUGUUAACUCCCUUAGUUUAAUCUGUGCCGCCACGGAACUAUCAGCAUUCGUGGAGCUGCAUUAGGUACACCAUUUAAUAAUUUCUGUCAUGAAGAUUAAUUAUCAGGACAGCUCCUUAAUGUCUACAUUGGUGUUUCAUCUAUUUUGAAGUUUAUUUAGUUCAUCUUCAAGUUUUAAUAUCAUCAUGGAUGAAGCAUUAUGGAUGAAGCGUGUUGAUUUGAACUGCACGAUUUUCCAAA
Vigna unguiculata (cowpea) is the source of this 1446-nucleotide messenger RNA. RefSeq names its product glyoxylate/hydroxypyruvate/pyruvate reductase 2KGR-like. NCBI's taxonomy places the organism in Eukaryota, Viridiplantae, Streptophyta, Magnoliopsida, Fabales, Fabaceae. Gene Ontology annotation, molecular function: hydroxypyruvate reductase [NAD(P)H] activity; NAD binding; glyoxylate reductase (NADPH) activity. The record is from RefSeq and is a predicted model, not a curated record. Gene Ontology annotation, cellular component: cytosol.